Molecule: messenger RNA, 3998 nt
Organism: Peromyscus eremicus (cactus mouse)
Lineage: Eukaryota; Metazoa; Chordata; Mammalia; Rodentia; Cricetidae
Gene: Optn
Product: optineurin
Exons: 15
Coding region: 192-1919 (575 amino acids)
Biological process (GO): regulation of canonical NF-kappaB signal transduction; Golgi ribbon formation; protein localization to Golgi apparatus
Cellular component (GO): nucleus; cytoplasm; Golgi apparatus
Molecular function (GO): K63-linked polyubiquitin modification-dependent protein binding
Source: RefSeq, a predicted model, not a curated record
GCAGGCGCUGCGGUCAGCUGAGCGGCGCCCGGUGGGUCGCGAGGCCGCGCGUCACCGUCCGGCUGUCCGGUCGCCCCCCCCCCCCGGCCGGUCCCUGGUGGGCGUCGGCAUCCAGAGCUCUGGGACUGGGACAAGAUGCCAACGAAGCAGUGACCUGAGAGGAGCGAAUCCCGGCGGCCGGACCUGUUACCAUGUCCCAUCAACCUCUGAGCUGCCUGACUGAGAAGGGGGACAGCCCCUGUGAGACCCCAGGAAAUGGACCCCCCAAUAUGGUUCACCCCAGCCUGGACACAUUCACGCCUGAGGAACUGUUGCAGCAAAUGAAGGAACUCCUGGUUGAGAACCACCAGCUGAAAGAAGCCAUGAAGCUAAAUAAUCAGGCUAUGAAAGGGCGAUUUGAGGAGCUUUCGGCCUGGACAGAGAAGCAGAAGGAGGAACGCCAGUUGUUUGAGACACAGAGCAAAGAAGCGAAGGAGCGCCUGAUGGCCUUGAGUCAUGAAAAUGAGAAACUGAAGGAAGAGCUUGGGAAACUAAGAGAGAAAUCAGAAAAGCCAUUUGAAGGCUCCAUAAGUGGCUCCAGGCUCCCCAGGGCAGACUUGGAGCAGGAAGUAGAGCAGCUGAAGACCCAGGUGAUGCGCCUUCAGGCUGAAAAGGCAGACCUGCUGGGCAUCGUCUCAGAACUGCAGCUCAAGCUCAACUCCAGUGGCUCCUCAGAAGAUUCCUUUGUUGAGAUCAGGAUGGCUGAAGGAGAAGCUGAGGGAGCAGUGAAGGAAAUGAAGAACAGCAGUCUUAGACCUACGAGAACAGAUACCAUCAACAUGACCAAAUCUAUAGAAGAUGCCAGGACCUAUGUGGAGUUUGAGGAAUUAACUGUGAGCCAACUCCUGCUUUGCCUGAGGGAAGGAAACCAAAAAGUGGAGAGACUUGAAAUGGCACUCAGAGAAGCCAAAGAAAGAAUUUCAGAUUUUGAAAAGAAAGCAAAUGGCCAUUCUGAUAUUGAGACCCAGACAGAGGGGCACACAGAAGAGGAGAAUGAAGAGGACAAAGACCCAGAAAGUGUUGGAAGCGAAGUGGAAACGUUAAACGUUCAAGUGACCUCUCUGUUUAAGGAGCUUCAAGAGGCCCACACGAAACUCAGUGAGGCAGAGCUAAUGAAGAAGAGACUUCAAGAAAAGUGUCAGGCUCUGGAAAGGAAAAACUCUGCAACCCCAUCAGAGCUGAAUGAGAAGCAAGAACUUGUUUACAGCAACAAGAAGUUAGAGCUGCAGGUGGAGAGCAUGCGCUCUGAAAUCAAGAUGGAGCAAGCCAAAACGGAGGAUGAAAAAUCCAGGUUAGCCACUCUGCAAUCAACACACAACAAGCUUCUUCAAGAACAUAAUAAUGCACUGAAAACAAUUGAAGAACUAACCAAAAAACAGGCAGAAAAGGUGGACAAGACGCUGCUGCAAGAGCUCCAUGAAAAGCUGGAGCUGGCAGAGCGGGCCCUGGCAUCCAAGCAGCUUCAGAUGGACGAGAUGAAGCAGACCAUCGCUAAGCAGGAGGAGGACCUAGAAACCAUGGCUGUGCUCAGGGCUCAGAUGGAGGUGUACUGUUCCGAUUUUCAUGCUGAAAGAGCAGCAAGAGAGAAGAUUCAUGAAGAAAAGGAGCAGCUGGCCUUGCAGCUGGCAAUUUUGCUGAAAGAGAGCAAUGACUUUGAGGAUGGGGGCAGCAGGCAAUCCUUGAUGGAAAUGCAGAGCCGGCAUGGGGCAAGAACCAGUGACUCUGACCAGCAGGCUUAUCUGCUUCAAAGAGGAGCCGAGGACAUGAGUUGGGGACAGCAGCAGCCUCGGAGUAUUCCGAUUCACUCUUGCCCCAAAUGUGGAGAAGUUCUGCCAGACAUUGACACACUGCAGAUCCAUGUCAUGGACUGCAUCAUUUGAGUGUUGUUUCAGCUCCCCAAACUGUUGGAGAAAGAAAAUGUACCCGUCCUAAGGAGACCAUCUCUGGACCGACAUGAACUUACAAAGUAGAAUCUAGUUACUGCCCUUCCAAUCAGAGAUCCAGUGACUUCCCUCCUGAGAGUCACUAAGAGCAGUCAGCCGGAGUGACAUAUGUUAAGAACCUUUACGAGACAGGAAAAUGAAGUGGUCGGGAAAUGUGUCUGGAGCACUUUUCUAGGCAAGUCUUCACCUACAGACAUGUUGUUGUUUAUGUGUAAUUAUUCAGAAGCUUCCAUGUGGCUCUCUGCCUGAGCACUGUGGGCUUUCUGUUGCUAGCAGGCCAGGUGAGCGCUGGGAAUGCGGCUCAGGAGUGGAGUGCUUUCCUACAGCUGGUCAGUGUGACCACACCUUCAGUCUUUUUUGUACUGGAGGUGUAUGGGCUAGUAUAGCACAUAGUUUAAUUUUAAAUAGGGCAGCUCUUUGCUUCCCACAUGAAGUAGAAGCUUACAGACAUCAGUUAUCACAAAAUAAGAUUUUGCUACAAGUCUGUCCCAUGGCUCAUAUAUGACCAGUAACAUUGUAGUAUGUAUAUUAAGGUUAUUAAUAUAACCUUAAUACUGAGAUGUUUUAUUCAUGAUAACAGGAGCAGAUCCUUUUCAGGGGGUCAUCACCUGUUCAAUGAGAUUCCUGCUAAAAUGGUGAACAGAGUCAGGCAUGGUGGUGCAAAGCACACCUGCAAUUCCAGCACAUGGGAAACUGAGGCAGGAGAUCACCAGCUCAUGGCCAGCCAGGGCUACAUAGAAUAAAUAGGGAUUUGCCAUAUUUUCUGUAAAAAAAGGCUAGCAAGAACUAAACAGGUCACAAAAAUAAACAAUAUCAAGUCCUAAAACAUUUAAGAGAGCAUGAGAAGGUCUGCUUUGUUUUUGUUUAACCAUGAGAUCUCUAAAUACACACAGCUGUGUAUUUAAAUAGAGUCAAAACAGUUGCUUCAUCUCAAGGGAACAUCCUAUCCAAGUUACAGUUAUCUCCAUCCUGAACAGUUUCCCACACUGCAAGACAGUGGAACACUGUACUGGUUCAGCAGUGGUUGGGUUUGAUUCUCCCACUUGCACCCCAGAGACAAUGUUUGUUAAUGACAUUUCUAAAAUGAAGUGAAAUUUUUUCUUUUCUUAUAGUUUCUAGUACAAAUUUCUUUAUUAUUUUAUACUAGAUAAAGUAGGUUUCUGUAGUAUCCCAGAUAGAGGAGGAAACCAAAUAGUUUUACAAUGAAGUUACUGGGAAAAUCCUUUCAUUUUGUUCAAGUAUAAUUAUCUGGUAAAUCCAAACUGUGAAGUGAGAACUCAGUGGUCUUGAUAAGGCCAUUUGUUUGAUCAUGAAAAGAAUUAGAGGUGAAGGCAAGUUCAAAUGAAGACAAUUGGAGAGAUUUCUGUAUACCAUCUUUGUAGCAGCAUUUUCUGCAGUAGCUAGGAUACAGUGCACCUAGGUGUCCAUCAUCUAAAGAAAAUGCAAUACACAUAUAUAAUGAAGUAGUAUUCAGCCUUUAAGAAUAAGGAAAUCGUAUCAUUUUAACAUAGAUAAACCUGGAGGACAUCAUGUCAAAUGAAAUAAGCCAGUCAUAAAUACCACAUGAUCUCACUUAUAUGUGGACUCUGAAAAAAUUGAACUCACAGAUGUUGAGAGCUGAAUGGUGGUUAGCAGCACAUGAGGGAAGGUGUGAGAAGGGGGAGAAGAUGUGAUCAUGAAGUCUCAGGAGAGAGAUGCUGUAGUGAUCUACUGUACAGAAUAGUGGCUGCAAUAAUUUGUAUAGUAAACAACUUGUAAAUGCUGUGUGUGUUAUCUGAUUUAUUGAAUCUACUCUCUGUUCUAAGGCCUUGUUCCAUCUUACCAGUUACUACAAGUCAUAGGACCUUUGUGCAUGCUAUUUUCUUUCUUCCUUUUCUUUUUGGUUUUUUUGAGACCUGCUUUCACUAUGUAGCCUUGGUUGUCCUGGAACUCACCAUGUAGACCAAGUUGGCUUCAAACUCACAAAGAUUCCUUCCUCCUUCCUGACUGCUGGAAUUAAAGGCAUGCAUCACCAUA